Molecule: messenger RNA, 594 nt
Organism: Carica papaya (papaya)
Lineage: Eukaryota; Viridiplantae; Streptophyta; Magnoliopsida; Brassicales; Caricaceae
Biological process (GO): chloroplast organization; thylakoid membrane organization
Cellular component (GO): chloroplast
Source: RefSeq, a predicted model, not a curated record
UUUAUUUGAUCAGGUCAGGUAUUCGGGUUCGGCACCUGUCGUCCUCUCGCUCUCGCCGCCUAGAGGACAGCCGUCUGUGUACCGACCCAGAGCCGCUACAAACACAUCAAUUUCUUUGUCUUUCUAUCUUUUUUUUUUUUACCCAAUUGCCAUCUUGCAAUGACGACCUCCGUUCUACCAUCUCCAACUCCUCUCACCGUCAAUUGCUUCGCUCAGCCUGAUGUUUCUGCGUUUCACUCCAACAAACCUGAGAGGGUUUACAUGCAAUUUCAACCACUCAGGAGACGAAUUAAAGCUGCUGCUUCAGGUCAAAUGGGGCUUGGCUUGCAAUUACAACCCACUUAUGGGAAAGGACUUGCCAUGAGUUCUAGUCGGAUAAAGUCUUCUUCUGUAAUAUGUGCUUUUGCUUCUAAUGCAAGAUGCAGCCAGAGCCAAGGACAAACUCAGACUGUUACUCGGGAGUCGCCAACAAUAACUCAAGCUCCUGUUCAUUCAAAGGAGAAGUCACCAGAGCUUGAUGAUGGAGGAACCGGAUUCCCACCACGAGAUGAUGGAGAUGGUGGGGGAAUUGUAGGUGGGACGGAGAGGCUUUGA